Molecule: messenger RNA, 2892 nt
Organism: Fusarium pseudograminearum CS3096
Lineage: Eukaryota; Fungi; Ascomycota; Sordariomycetes; Hypocreales; Nectriaceae
Exons: 2
Coding region: 1-2892 (963 amino acids)
Biological process (GO): mRNA 3'-end processing by stem-loop binding and cleavage
Cellular component (GO): mRNA cleavage and polyadenylation specificity factor complex
Molecular function (GO): RNA binding
Source: RefSeq, a predicted model, not a curated record
AUGUUCACCUUUUGUCCGCUCCAGGGCGCCUUGUCGGAUUCGUCCGCUUCGCAAUCCCUUCUCGAGCUCGAUGGGGGUGUCAAGGUGUUGGUUGAUCUGGGAUGGGACGAGUCUUUUGAUGUAGAAAAGCUCAAAGAAAUUGAGAAACAAGUCACGACUCUAUCUCUCAUCCUCGUUACUCAUGCGACAGCUUCGCAUCUUGCUGCUUACGCCCAUUGCUGCAAGAACAUUCCUCAGUUCACGCGCAUCCCCGUGUAUGCGACACGGCCUGUCAUUGACCUCGGCCGCACCCUUAUCCAAGACCUUUAUACCUCGAGUCCCGCCGCUGCGACAACAAUUCCCCAGAGUUCACUCACCGAGAGUGCCUAUUCGCUUACUCAAACUGCUACAACCGCACAAAACCUCCUCCUCCAGUCGCCGAACAGCGAAGAAAUCGCCCGAUACUUUUCUCUCAUCCAACCCCUCAAAUACUCGCAACCUCAUCAACCUCUACCGUCACCUUUCUCGCCACCUCUCAACGGCCUAACAAUUACCGCCUAUAAUUCGGGACACACCCUCGGUGGCACAAUAUGGCAUAUCCAACAUGGCCUCGAAUCGAUCGUGUAUGCGGUGGACUGGAACCAAGCACGUGAGAACGUUUUUGCUGGUGCAGCCUGGCUGGGAGGAGCUGGAGGCGGUGGCGCUGAAGUUAUUGAGCAGCUGCGGAAACCAACUGCUCUGAUUUGCAGCAGUCGUGGUGCUGACCGAACUGCUCAGCCCGGAGGUCGCACAAAGCGAGACGAGCAGCUUAUCGACACUAUCAAGGCGUGUGUCACCCGAGGAGGAACGGUGCUGAUUCCCGUGGACUCAAGCGCUAGAGUUUUGGAGCUGUCAUACCUCUUGGAGCAUGCUUGGAGAACUGAUGCUGCUUCCGAGGGAGGCGUGCUCAAGUCAGCUAAGCUGUAUCUAGCUGGUCGAAAUAUGUCGAGCACUAUGCGAUACGCUAGAAGUAUGCUUGAAUGGAUGGACGAUAGUAUCGUGCAGGAAUUCGAAGCUUUUGCUGAAGACCAACGAAGGGUCAAUGGCGCAAACAACAAGAAGGAAGGUGGACCAUUCGACUUCAAAUAUUUGCGACUGCUCGAAAGAAAGGCACAAAUCGCACGAUUGCUCAGUCAAAACGUGGAGAACGCUGGGACAGAAGGCCGCGUGAUUCUGGCGAGCGAUAGCAGUAUAGAAUGGGGUUUCUCCAAGGAUUUGAUCAAGGGACUGGCGCAAGAUUCAAGGAACUUGGUCAUCCUGACAGAUAAGCCGGGUCUGUCAAAGAAUGACAACCCUUCUAUUGCAAGAACACUAUGGGAUUGGUGGAAGGAGCGCAAAGACGGUGUGUCGGUGGAGCAAAACUGUAACGGAGAGAACAUUGAGCUCGUUUACGCCGGUGGACGAGAGCUGGAGAUCCGCGAGCCCCAGCGUCAUGCUCUGGAAGGAGAUGAAUUGGCUCUCUACCAGCAGUGGCUCGCCACCCAAAGACAGCUUCAAGCAACACAACAAAGUGGAGGCGCGGCAGGACUCGAGGCAGCAGCAGAUGCUGUGGAUGAUGCCUCGUCCGAAUCAUCGUCCGACUCGGAAGAUGAGGAUGGAGAACAACAGGGCAAAGCGCUUAAUGUGUCGACAGCUAUUGCCCAGGCCGGCCGCAAGAAUGUCGUACUCAAGGACGAAGACCUCGGCAUUAAUGUGCUUAUCAAGAAGAAGGGUGUAUACGACUUUGAUUCUCGAGGGAAGAAGGGCCGAGAGCGCACAUUCCCUCUCACCAUCCGAAGAAAGCGCCAAGACGACUUCGGAGAGCUUAUUCGCCCUGAAGACUAUCUCCGUGCUGAGGAGAAAGAGGAAGAUGGUCAAGAUAGCGCCAACGUCGAGGCUACUGAUGACAAACUCGGCAAGAAGCGUCGAUGGGAUGAUGUUGUGAAAAGUGGCACUGGUGCCAACAAACGACCGCAAGCCAUGCGGGCUGGUUCUCACGAUGGUGAAGAGGCUGGAGCAGGUGACGGCUUUGUUCCUGAUGAACUUGACACUGUCGAGGAUGUUGAGACUGAAGAGCCUGUAGGACCAUGCAAGUUGUCAUAUCAGACAGAGACUGUCCAGGCCAACUUGCGCAUCGCAUAUGUUGACUUCAGCGGUCUGCACGACAAGCGAAGUCUUAACAUGCUGAUCCCCCUUAUCCAACCCCGAAAGCUCAUUCUUGUCGGUGGUGAACGUGACGAGACACUUUCUCUUGCUGAAGAUUGCCGCCGGGCAUUGGGAGUUGACAAGAGCAAUCCGGACAACACUGGCAGCGAACGUUCCGUUGACGUAUACACACCCGAGGUUGGCGUUGUCGUAGACGCCAGUGUUGACACCAACGCCUGGGUCGUUAAGCUGGCCGAUCCUCUGGUCAGAAAGAUCAAGUGGCAGAACGUUCGUGGUCUGGGCAUCGUCACUAUCACAGGGCAGCUUCUUGCAACACAUCUCAAUGAAGCUGCGGCAGCGGAUGAGGACGUUGCCAACAAGCGCCAAAAGACCGAGGAGCCUCCCUCAUCAACUACCCUGACCAACACGGCGGCAGCUAUCCCCUCGGCCACGCCUGUUCUCGAUGUUCUUCCCGCAAACCUUAUUUCUGCUGUGCGGUCAGCAGCUCAACCACUGCAUGUUGGUGACCUUCGUCUUGCCGACUUGCGCCGCGCCAUGCAGUCCGCCGGUCACACAGCGGAGUUUCGUGGUGAAGGUACACUGGUCGUUGACGGCACUGUCGCCGUCCGCAAGACAUCCGCAGGACGCGUCGAAGUCGAGAGUGUGGGCAUGCCGACCGCUCGGCGAAGCACCUUCUACGAGGUGCGCAAGAUGAUAUACGAUAAUUUGGCAGUUGUCGCCGGCGCGUAG